Molecule: messenger RNA, 1035 nt
Organism: Hydatigera taeniaeformis
Lineage: Eukaryota; Metazoa; Platyhelminthes; Cestoda; Cyclophyllidea; Taeniidae
Source: the annotation of a GenBank genome assembly
AUGGCUACAGCCAACAAUAAGCGAACCUUUUUACUAGAGAGAGUAUUCGAGGAGUCUGACAGUGUCGCGGAGUGCAUUCUUGCUUGGCCUAUCAAGAGUCAGAACAUGAUCUUUUUCGAGAGUCGAGACGAUCAUUUUGGAUUCAUUGAAUCCCCCGAAGAUUGGCUUGGUGAAACCUACGCCAACGCUCAUGGCUUCCACUCCAGUGAUUCUGUACAGACAAUGUUGGAGAAUUUUACCUCCUCUGGACUGGCAGAGUGGCACGAUUUCUUGUAUAUCCGGAAACCGGGUGAGAAGACCUGGACAAGGAGAAUGUGUGUUCUCCGCAAUUCGGGUCUCUAUGCCACCAAGAAGAACAAAAAGGCUUUCUUGGCAAGCGACCUAGUUAGACUACUGGCAUUGGACGACAAGCUGCAUAUCUACACAACCACCGGCGGGUGGAGUCGAAUGCGGGCACCAACACCUCAUGGAUUCGCACUCAAAACUUACGCUGCACAAGAUUUUAGUUCAUCCCAUGUGUUCUGCUUUUGCGCCCCAGACGAAAAUGCGCUGAAGCAGUGGGCAUGCCGACUUCGAUUAGCCAAGGUACGAAAUUCUCUUCUAUCCCUUCGUUCCCAUGACACUGACCGCUCUCAGAUCUCUACUACCAAAUUCUACACAUAUGGAAUCGGUCUGCUGCGAGACUACCAGGUAGCCAAGGAACGAGUGAGUAGAGGCCUUGAUGCAGGUUUGCAAGCACAAAAAAGAGUAACUGAGUCCAAGCAAUCGUCAAUGGAGCGAGCGCGCUCCUCAUCUUUCCAGGCGUUGCAACCACCGCUACAAAGACUUCAAGGCUCCGGCAUCAAUCUUGGCGCGACCAAUCAGGUGACUAGGCCAUUAACAAUGACCCCGCCUCCGUCAGCACAGCAGCGCAUCGCACCCCGGACACCGCAGCCACCUACCACGAGAAGACGUCCUCCAGACUCACCCCUUCACAAUGGUUGCACAAAGCACAACUCCACUGGCGCCACGUCACAGCACUUUUACAUCCGAUAG